Molecule: messenger RNA, 588 nt
Organism: Talaromyces atroroseus
Lineage: Eukaryota; Fungi; Ascomycota; Eurotiomycetes; Eurotiales; Trichocomaceae
Exons: 2
Coding region: 1-588 (195 amino acids)
Source: RefSeq, a predicted model, not a curated record
AUGUCCACUCCCUCACAAUCAACAGAUGUUGAUCCCACCAGUACCACCACCACCACCAACACCACAACAAAUACAUACGAAUACAUAUCCUCAUAUAAUUUCGCCUCCGACCUAGAAUUCCGUAAAGGCCUAGGGACAAUCAUGGGCCAUCGCGGCACUCCAGCAUCGGAUUCCGAGCUCCUCAACGAUGGGGACGAUGUCGUUCUACAAGCGAAAUGCUUCUAUAUUUCCAGAAAAAGGAAUAUCAGCCCAUCUAUAGAUUUCACGGCCUAUAAAAACUGGCUGUUGGAAAAUGGGUUAACUCCGGAACAUAACGCCAGCAGCAGCAACAAUGAUCAGAAUGCAGCGGUGGCAUCGUCGUCAUCAUCAACGGUAGCAGUGCAGGAUGAAAACUCUACAAAGGCAAUAGAACCGGCCUAUCCAACCUCAUUCGCCCAUAUAGUCGAACUCAUCACCAACAAUCAGCCGAUACCUGGCAUUGAAGAGAUCCCGGAUACUGUCCUAUCCGGUCAUGAUGAACCUAGCAAAGCGGCUCGAAGGAGAAAGCCUUGGGAAAAGGAUGAGGUGGUUGACGAUAGUAAUAGCUAA